GACCUGCUGGUUGCUUGUUCUUGUCCGUCUGACAACAGUUGGGAUAGCUGCAAGUCAGAGAGAAAGGGAAUCGAGUAAUUCCAGGAUUUUGGUUUUGGUUUUUUGUUUUUUCUAUUCCGAAUCUUUACUCACCUGAUGUCCCAGUCACCAGAUCUCCACUUGAUCCCGCGUUACUGACCAGACAGGCUCACAAGUCAUCGGUCAGCCGUUGCGACCGGCAGUCUAAAAUAAUACUACCCACUCUACAAAAUUGUUUUAUUGUCUACCGAUCUACACCCAGUUGGAUUUGCUUCCGUCCUGCAUACGUCGCUGUUGCAAGGUCCUCGUUGGUGGUGCCCUGUAAUUGUUGGAUUUCUGCAGCCGUGCAGGCGUGAUCAACCCGAUCCAGUUGGUCUCGGCCUGAUCCUUUACAGAGAAAGAACAAUUGUGUGGCUGGUCAUUGGCUGUCGCUAAAUAGAAACAACAGGUGUGUCAUCGAGUCCGCGCGAGAACAUAUAAGGAAAAAUGGCGUUCACCUUCUCUUUCGCGUCGGCCAUUAUGAUGGUUUUAGGUCUGACGUUGAUGGUCUCGUGCCAAGAGGUGAAACUCGAAGAGGUGAAAUCUGAUGUUGUCGAAGAUGUUCCGGCCAACGUUGUAGAAGGAUCCACUCGGCCGCCAUUAACGGGCAUCCCGCAGAUCGACUACAUUUGGGAUCCGAAUCUUCCGCCUGCUCUAAACGGCUACAAUCUCAGCAAUUAUCCAUUUUACUACAAAAUGCCCGGUCGUGACGAGAUGAAUUUCGAAUGCGACAAUCGCCUCGAUGGCUUUUACGCAAGCGUCUUCCAUAAAUGUCAAGUUUAUCAUCAAUGUCUGUUCGGCCAACGCUACGACUUCAUGUGCGCAAACUUCACCGCCUUCGACCAAAAGAUUUUCAAUUGCCAGUUCGCCAAUGAAGUGGAUUGCGACAAUUCGCCUUUGUUCUACGACAGGAACGAAGCGCUUUACAAAGAAGCGUCUACAACGCCCGCACCGACGCCGGCGCCUCAGGUUGUCGUGGUACGAACCCGUUUCGUCGAUGAGUCAGGCCGUGAGGUACCGCCACCAGGCCGUCCUCAAGGUGGACGUUUCCGUCGUCCACAAGGCAAACGCCGACCCGUUUACUACGACGAUUAUUACGACUACGACUAUCAAGAGUACUACGACGCUCCGGCCAACGAGGAAGAAGAUCCGGCUGCAGCAGGAAACGGAACGGCGAAAGCCAAACCAUCAAAAGCCCCAAUUGAGGAAGGAGUUGCUGCGCCAGUUAGACCGGCCAAAACGGGUGGUGGAAGACAACAACAACAAAACAAGCCGAAUUCAGGACAAGGCAACAAGCUCAACAUUUUCAACAACAACCGACCCCCACCGAGGAUCCGUCCACCCGUUCCAAACAGCGAAGGCAAGAAACAGCAACCGGUGAAAACGACAACUCCAUCGACGACGACUGUCCUGCCUGCCGAAGACGAGUACGAAUAUGUCGACUACGUCGAUGGUGAACUGGGGGUGGAAGUGGUCACUACCACCACAACAACAACUCAAAAACCGACGACAAAGAGACGUGUCAGACGUCCAAAGAUGUCAACGACAUCCACGACGACGACAUCAGCGCCUUUGGUCGAGGAGUUUAUCGAUGACGAGGUAUUCCUUGACGAGGAAAUCAUCGAACCAGUUACUACUCCUGCCCCACGUCCCAGAAGACCAAAUGGAUCAUUGAGAGGCAGUGGAACAAGAUUUUCGCAAUCCAGCACAACGUCGACGACUGUUGCAUCGACAUCAACGACUACAUUAGCGCCAGCCGUCGAAGAAGAACCGAUUCAAUUGCCUUCGAAACCCAAUCCUUCUUUAUUCAAUCGCAGGACAUCCGUUGUCAACAUUCUGAAGCGGAGAAGUUCAACAACCACCGCGCCAUCUCAGGACAUCUUCAACGAAUACGAUGAAAUAGUGGACGAAGUCGUUAAUGAAGCGCCAGCAGUUACUCAAGCAACAACAGUUAAGACUACAACUACGACCACAACAACGCCAGCACCAACUAGACGGACAACCAGAGCCAGGCCUUCGAGACCUUUGAACACGGCCCGUGCUCGUCCCACUACGGAAGCGCCUGUCGUUGUUGUCGAAGAAGAGGCUGUUGCGACCGAAGCGCCUGUCGUAGUCGAAGUUGCUUCUCCUGCGCCGGAAGAAGCUCCUACCACACGGGCGGCAGUUCGUUCGAGACUGCGUUCCAGACCACAAGCUUCUCCGGUAGUGGAAGAGGAGCCAGUCGUUACAGCUGCUCCGGCAGUGAGGAGAGGCGCUCAAAGACGAAUUCUUUCUGUACAAAAGGGUCCACAACCAGUAUCUGAAGUCGAGUUGGAUGCGCAGACAGAUGUUAUUGGGACGGAAGAAAAUUCGCGGCAAGGAAGAGAUCUGAUUGCGCCUGAAACAUCCCGCGUCAUGCUGGAAGAGUCAACAAACUUUGAUGAGGACCACGGCGAGAGCCAGUGGUCUCUGAUUCAUUUAUUUUCUCGUGUUUUCCCACAACGCGCUUGAUUUUUCACACACAUUUGGCCCUUUCCCUUUAAAUUUGAGCCCAACAUUCGCCACAAACGGAAAAAUUAACGUAAAGUAAAAUAAUAAUUAUAAAAAAAAAAAAAGAUGAGAAAAUUUGGUUCAAAAAUCGGGGAAUCACGUGCCUCAUUGUCCCUCACGUGAACGCCACAUUGAAAACACGCAUCAACACGAAAGCGCAAAUGUUUAAAUAAAUGCACGAAUACAAUUAAAUAUAAUUAUAAA
Molecule: messenger RNA, 2790 nt
Organism: Daphnia magna
Lineage: Eukaryota; Metazoa; Arthropoda; Branchiopoda; Diplostraca; Daphniidae
Product: flocculation protein FLO11
Exons: 9
Coding region: 505-2547 (680 amino acids)
Cellular component (GO): extracellular region
Molecular function (GO): chitin binding
Source: RefSeq, a predicted model, not a curated record